Molecule: messenger RNA, 822 nt
Organism: Aspergillus aculeatus ATCC 16872
Lineage: Eukaryota; Fungi; Ascomycota; Eurotiomycetes; Eurotiales; Aspergillaceae
Exons: 3
Coding region: 1-822 (273 amino acids)
Source: RefSeq, a predicted model, not a curated record
AUGCGCACCUCAUUUGUAACUCUCCUGCUCGCAUGCAGCAGCUACACUGCGCUCGCUUUGCCCUCGCACGGUAGCCUCGCCAAGCGAUCAUGCGACUCCAACUGUAUUGCCCAGGGUUUCCAGUCCGGCAUGUGCGCCAGCGAGAGCAACCCCUCCCUGCAACUCCUGGGCCUCGAGCUCCUCGGCCAGGCCUUGCCAGGCUGCAUGUGCAUCCCCACCAACGGCGAUUCCAGCGGCGCCACCAACGCCCCCGCCGCCGCCGCCCCCGCCGCGAACGCGCCGGCUGCCACGAUGACCACCACUGCUACUGUAACUACCACCUCAACUGCCGUCCUGACUUCCACUUCCACCGCGACGACGACCGUCACCACCACUGCCACAGCCACUAACACCCAAGCCGCGAAUCAAGCAGCCCCAGCAGUAAACCCCCCGGCCCCGAGCACCGUCACCGUCACCGCCACCGUCACCAAGACUGCCACCGAAAAGGAGACAGAAACAGAAACGCAAACGCACACGCAAUUUGACACCCGCACCAUCACUCACUCUGCCCCUACCGCCACCGUGACCAAGACUGCCACCGAAAGGGAGACAGAAACAGAAACGCAAACGCACACACAAUUUGACACCCGUACCAUCACUCUCUCUGCCCCUACCGCCACAAUCACUAGUACUACCUGCGAUGCAAAUGCAGCGGCUGCUCCUGCGGCGGCCGCCGCCGUUCAGACCGUGUACACGGCCACCACGACGAACCAUAUCCCGUUUACGACGACGAAGACGGUAGUGGUCAAGACGACGACGACCGUUUGCCCGACUUCUUCUUAG